AUGUGGAACAGAUGUUUUAUCUUGUGUCUCCUGCUUUUGCCAGCGUUUAUAAGUCAAACUGUGCAUGCACAAAGAAAGAAAGGACAAAAGCCAAAUUUACUUGCAAGGAAAAAUGACCUCCAAGAUUCCAUUUGCUUCAUAGACGUUGUCUUCAUUGUGGAUAGCUCUGAAAGUUCUAAAAUUGUCCUCUUUGAUACACAGAAAGAUUUUGUGGACAGCUUGAGUGACAAGAUUUUCCAGUUGACCCUGGGUCGCUCCUUGAAAUAUGACAUCAAACUGGCAGCCCUUCAGUUUAGCAGCUCUGUCCAAAUUGAUCCACCUUUUUCUUCUUGGAAAGACCUGCAGACUUUUAAGCAGAGGGUCAAGUCUAUGAAUUUAAUUGGGCAAGGUACCUUCUCUUAUUAUGCCAUCUCCAACGCCACUAGGCUACUUAAGAGAGAAGGGCGAAAGGAUGGUGUGAAGGUCGCUUUGCUGAUGACUGAUGGCAUCGACCAUCCAAAGAAUCCAGAUGUUCAAAGUAUUUCUGAAGAUGCCAGAACUUCAGGAAUAUCGUUUAUCACCAUUGGACUUUCCACUGUAGUCAAUGAAGCCAAACUCCGUUUGAUAUCUGGGGAUUCAUCCAGUGAACCCAUUCUACUGCUGAGUGAUCCAACCCUUGUAGAUAAAAUUCGGGAUCGCCUGGAUGUUUUAUUUGAGAAGAAGUGUGAACGCAAGAUUUGUGAAUGUGAGAAAGGGGAUCCAGGCGAUCCAGGGCCUCCUGGUACACAUGGAAACCCAGGUAUCAAAGGUGAGCGAGGACAGAAAGGAAACCCGGGUGAUGCUCAAAAAGGAGAAACUGGAGAAAGAGGUCCAGGGGGAAUUCCUGGAUACAAGGGUGACAAGGGUGAACGCGGGGAAUGUGGUAAACCAGGAAUAAAAGGUGACAAGGGAUCCCCAGGGCCAUAUGGACAAAAGGGACCCAGAGGACUUCAGGGCAUUGGUGGACCUCCCGGCAAUCCAGGCCCGAAGGGAUUUCAAGGCAAUAAGGGUGAGCCUGGUCCUCCUGGCCCUUAUGGUCCUCCAGGAGCCCCUGGUAUUGGACAGCAAGGUAUUAAGGGAGAAAGAGGCCAAGAAGGAAGAAUAGGAGCUCCAGGACCAAUCGGAGCUGGUGAGCCUGGACAACCAGGUCCCCGUGGUCCAGAGGGAGCACCAGGAGAGAGGGGUUUACCUGGAGAAGGAUUUCCAGGACCAAAGGGUGAAAAAGGUUCUGAAGGACCAAUUGGCCCACAAGGAUUACAAGGCCUGUCAAUCAAAGGGGACAAGGGGGAUUUGGGACCUGUGGGACCCCAAGGACCAAUGGGUGUCCCUGGAAUCGGGAGUCAAGGGGAACAGGGAAUUCAAGGUGCAAUUGGUCCACCUGGUCCACAAGGACCCCCAGGACAAGGCUUACCUGGUUCCAAGGGAGAAGUAGGCCAUAUAGGACCUACAGGCCCUAGAGGACCAGUGGGAAUUGGAGUACAAGGUCCAAAGGGGGAGCCAGGCUCAACAGGGCUCCCAGGACAGCCAGGAGUACCGGGAGAAGAUGGGGCUGCAGGGAGAAAGGGAGAAGCUGGGCUUCCAGGAGCAAGAGGCCCAGAGGGACCGCCUGGAAAAGGACAACCUGGCCCCAAGGGUGAUGAAGGAAAGAAAGGGAGCAAAGGAAAUCAAGGACAGAGGGGAUUUCCAGGGCCCGAAGGGCCAAAGGGUGAGCCGGGCAUUAUGGGCCCUUUUGGAAUGCCUGGAACAUCUAUUCCCGGACCACCUGGGCCAAAGGGAGACAGAGGGGGACCUGGAAUGCCUGGAUUUAAGGGAGAGCCUGGACUUUCUAUUCAAGGGCCAAAGGGUGCCCAAGGCCCUCGGGGACCAGUGGGUGCUCCAGGACUCAAAGGCGAUGGCUAUCCUGGUGUGGCUGGACCUCGAGGAUUACCAGGACCCCCUGGACCAAUGGGUUUACGUGGACUGGGAGACACUGGAGCAAAGGGAGAGCCUGGGGUCAGAGGUCCUCCAGGUCCCUCCGGACCUCGGGGCAUAGGAACCCAAGGGCCAAAGGGUAAUAUUGGGCAGAAAGGCUUGCCUGGCCCUCCUGGCCCCCCCGGCUAUGGAUCACAAGGAAUUAAAGGGGAACAAGGACCUCAAGGCUUUCCAGGGCCAAAGGGCACAAUGGGUAAUGGCUUCCCAGGCCAGAAGGGAGAACACGGAGAACGAGGUGAUGUGGGAAAGAAAGGUGAUAAAGGGGAAAUUGGAGAGCCUGGAUCUCCAGGAAAACAGGGGUUACAAGGACCAAAAGGAGACGCAGGACUUACAAAAGAAGAAAUUAUCAAACUUAUUAUUGAAAUAUGUGGUUGUGGGCCCAAAUGCAAAGAGAUGCCACUAGAGCUGGUGUUUGUGAUUGACAGCUCGGAAAGUGUGGGGCCAGAGAACUUCCAGAUCAUCAAAAAUUUUGUGAAGACUCUGGCUGACCGGGUUGCUGUGGACCUUGCCACAGCUCGCAUCGGUGUAAUCAACUACAGCCAUAAGGUGGAGAUAGUGGCUAGUCUGAAGCAGUUCUCCAGCAAGGAUGACUUCAAGCUGGCUGUGGACAACAUGCAGUAUCUGGGAGAAGGCACCUACACUGCCACUGCUCUCCAAGCAGCCAAUGACAUGUUCAAGAAUGCAAGGCCAGGUGUAAAGAAGGUGGCCUUGGUCCUUACUGAUGGGCAGACAGAUUCCCGAGAUAAAAAGAAACUGACAGAGGUGGUGAAAAAUACCAGCGACACCAAUGUAGAGGUAUUUGUGAUUGGGGUGGUGAAGAAAAAUGACCCCAACUUUGAAAUAUUCCACAAAGAAAUGAAUCUAAUUGCCACUGACCCAGAUCAUGUUUAUCAAUUUGACGACUUCUUUACCCUACAAGACACCCUGAAGCAAAAGUUGUUUACAAAAAUUUGUGAGGAUUUUGAUUCCUACCUCAUUCAAGUUUUUGGUUCAUCAUUGCUUCAACCUGAAUUUGGGAUGUCAGGGGAGAAACUCAGUGAAUCUACUCCAGAGCCUCAGAAAGAAAUUUCUGAGUCAUUCACUGUCCCUGGAGCCCAGGAUGAAGAGAAAGAGCCCCCAGAGCCCACCUGGGCUGAUGGUCUGGCCACCACCACUACCUCAUCCGAGGCUGCCACCACCCCAUCCAAGGCUGCCACCACCCAUGCCCCUGAGGAAGGGGCAGAGGAUCCUAGAUGUUUGGAAGCCUUGCAGCCUGGAAACUGUGGUGAAUAUGUGGUUCGAUGGUAUUAUGACAGACAGGUCAACUCUUGUGCCCGCUUUUGGUUCAGCGGCUGUAAUGGCUCAGGAAAUAGAUUCCACAGUGAAAAAGAAUGUCAAGAGAUCUGCAUUCAAGGAUGA
Messenger RNA from Cynocephalus volans (Philippine flying lemur), 3387 nucleotides. RefSeq names its product collagen type XXVIII alpha 1 chain (gene COL28A1). The coding region runs from base 1 to 3387 and encodes 1128 amino acids. Gene Ontology annotation, biological process: extracellular matrix organization. Lineage: Eukaryota; Metazoa; Chordata; Mammalia; Dermoptera; Cynocephalidae. Gene Ontology annotation, molecular function: extracellular matrix structural constituent conferring tensile strength; serine-type endopeptidase inhibitor activity. The record is from RefSeq and is a predicted model, not a curated record. The transcript has 34 exons.